This is a messenger RNA of Thlaspi arvense, 4042 nucleotides long. The record is from the annotation of a GenBank genome assembly. Lineage: Eukaryota; Viridiplantae; Streptophyta; Magnoliopsida; Brassicales; Brassicaceae.
CUGCAAUGUAGCCUUUCGCUUAACCAUACCAACAAAAAGAAACACAGAUUUGGCGAAAGGCUUAACCUUUGGGAGGCGUCAAAAGGCUCGAAAUUUCGACAUUUGCCCUCAAACUCUCUCCUCCUUCAUAUCUCAUUAGCGCCAUUGUCAGAUUUGCAUCAAAAACCCAUCUUUUCAUUCUCACCUAAUUUUGAGCCUUAAUCGAAAUUUCGACGAUGCCAUCGUUUUCUUCGUCCCUCUCCCGCCCAUCCUAUUGCUCCCGCACCUCGUCUCCAUUCUUGUCGAAUCACUCUUCGCUCAUCAAUGGUGACCCACGACGGUCACUCUCAUUCCUCCCCGCUUCUCCUCAGGGUUUAAAUCUAGAUGAGCUCUGUGUUAGAUCGCAGAGGAAGUCCGUUCAGAGCUCCGUCGCCGCGCGAGAUGGCGCAUCAGCUACGAAGUCAAUUCCGGCUGAUGAACUGAUAGGAGGACUUUUAUCGAUUCCUUCACAAGAAGCAGCCAAGGUUGCAACAGAGCCUCAUGGCGGCGGAGACAAGUCAACGGUUAGUAUCACGGUGGUUGGAGCCUCUGGUGAUCUCGCCAAGAAGAAAAUCUUCCCAGCUCUUUUCGCACUUUACUAUGAAGGCUGUCUCCCUGAGCAUUUUACAAUAUACGGCUAUGCGAGGAGUAAGAUGACAGAUGGUGAACUUAGAGACAUGGUCAGCAAAACACUGACUUGUAGAAUCGAUAAGAGGGCAAACUGCGGUGAAAAGAUGGAAGAGUUUCUCAAGAGAUGUUUUUACCAUACGGGUCAGUAUGAUUCUCAGGAACACUUUGUUGCAUUGGACAAGAAGCUCAAGGAGCAUGAGGGUGGAAGAUGCUCGAAUCGCCUCUUUUAUCUUUCAAUCCCUCCAAAUAUCUUUGUGGACGCGGUGAAAUGUGCAAGCUCAUCUGCUUCAUCUGUCAAUGGAUGGACUAGGGUCAUUGUCGAGAAACCUUUUGGCCGAGAUUCCAAAACCUCGGCUGCUUUAACAAAGUCCCUUAAGCAGUACCUGAAGGAAGACCAAAUAUUUAGGAUAGACCAUUACUUAGGAAAGGAGCUCGUUGAGAACCUGUCCGUACUUCGGUUCUCAAAUCUUAUAUUUGAACCGCUAUGGUCGAGGCAAUAUAUACAGAACGUGCAAUUUAUAUUUUCUGAGAAUUUCGGCACUGAAGGACGUGGAGGGUACUUCGACCAUUACGGAAUAAUACGAGAUAUAAUGCAGAAUCAUCUGCUUCAGAUAUUAGCUCUUUUCGCCAUGGAGACACCUGUUAGUUUGGAUGCAGAGGAUAUCAGAAAUGAAAAGGUAAAGGUUCUACGUUCAAUGAGGCCAAUAGAACUUGAGGAUGUGGUGGUAGGACAGUACAAGAGCACCACGAAAGGAGGAGUCACAUAUCCAGGCUAUACCGAUGAUAAAACCGUGCCAAAAGAUAGCCUGACCCCGACAUUUGCAGCUGCUGCACUCUUCAUCGACAACGCAAGAUGGGACGGCGUACCGUUUCUAAUGAAAGCUGGGAAGGCACUACACACCCGGAGUGCGGAGAUAAGGGUGCAGUUCAGGCAUGUGCCUGGGAAUUUAUACAACCGUAGCUCUGGUACGAAUCAUGACCGGACCACAAAUGAGCUUGUGAUCCGCGUCCAACCAGAUGAAGGCAUCUAUUUGAAAAUCAACAACAAGGUCCCUGGUCUAGGAAUGAGAUUAGAUCAGAGUAACUUGAAUCUUCUUUACUCAGCAAGGUAUUCAAAGGAGAUUCCAGAUGCAUAUGAGAGGCUUCUGCUGGAUGCAAUCGAAGGCGAACGCAGGUUGUUCAUAAGAAGUGACGAACUUGACGCUGCUUGGGCGCUUUUCACUCCAUUGCUUAAAGAGAUAGAAGAAAAGAAGACAAUCCCAGAGUCCUAUCCUUACGGAAGUCGUGGUCCUGUCGGUGCCCACUAUCUAGCCGCAAGACACAAUGUCCAGUGGGGAGACCUAAGUGACCAGUGAAAGACUUGAAAAAACCGGUCAACCUUUGUCGUUCAUAGAUCCACGUCUGAGAUUUCUCAUUCAUAGACCAUGGAAGCUUUAUUAAUUUGGGUUUUCUUUCGUUUACGGGUUAGAUAGAAGUGGGUUAUGUAACUUUGAAUAAUAAGGAAAGGUUUCUCUUUCUACCUUCUUGUUCCCACCAGUUUCGAAUUUACACAAUGAGUUUGAAGUAGCAAAUGAAGGAAACAAAACAAAAAACCACAGAAAAAAAGAAAGCCUCUUCUAAAGAUUUGAGCAACAUGAUUCUCUCUGCAUCACAGUCAAAAAAGAAAAGAAAAUAAAUAAAGAAUACAGUAUAUAAGUUAAAGCCUCUGCUCUUGAUCUUGGAUAUCACCUGAAGCACCUUCUGGCCAUUCGAGGAACUUAUAAUUUAGAAGAGACGAAGGCAGAUAUGUCUGAGCAGCCGCAGAAGAAGGGUCAUUAGGAGGAUAAAUAUACUCUUUCCCAUAGCCAAGUUCCUUCAUCAGCUUAGUCGGAGCGUUCCUCAGGUGAAGAGGCACCCCUUCGUUCUGUCCAACCGAGUCCUUCACGACCUUCCUUGCGGUUUCUAUCGCUCGGUAAACAGCAAUGGACUUAGGAGCCAGUGCUAAGUAAGCGGUGCACUGUGCAAGAACCACAUUGCAUUCAGGCAUACCCAAGAAAUGCGAAGCCUGAUAGCACGCAACCGCCUGUGUAAGAGCAGAAGGGUCUGCAAGUCCAACGUCCUCGCUCGCAAACCUUAUAAGCCUCCUCGCGAUGUAAAGCGGCUCUUCACCACCUUCGAGCAUCCUAGCGAGCCAGUAGAUCGCAGCAUUAGCAUCUCCUCCUCGCAUAGACUUGUGAAGCGCGCUUAUAAGGUUGUAAUGCUGCUCCCCUGCCUUGUCAUAGGCCAAAUGUUUGCUCUGAAGAGCCUCCUUCGCAUCAUCAAGAGACACAACAACAACAACAACACCAGAUCCGGCUCGAGCGGUAGCCAUGGUGGCUGAGAUUUCCAAGGCGUUCAACGCCACGCGUGCGUCACCGUCACAGUUGUUAGCCAAGAACUCAAGGACGGAAUCGUUAACCUCAACGCUAUUGGAGAGUCCUCUAUCGGAAUCAUCAACAGCUCGUCUAAGAAGGGUCUCAACAUGAUUAGGUUUCAAUGGGUUGAGAGUAAGAACUCUACAGCGAGAGAGCAGAGGAGUGAUCAAGUGAAAAGAUGGGUUCUCUGUGGUGGCUCCGAUGAAGAGGAUACUGCCAUCUUCAAUGACGGGCAAGAAGGAAUCUUGCUGUGACUUGUUGAACCGAUGAACUUCAUCCAUAAACAACACAGUCCUCUUUUUACCUUCUAGGUUAAGCUUCUUGGCACUUUCGACUGCAUCUCUAACAUCCUUCACGCCGCUAGUAACUGCAGACAAGGAGACGAAGCGAUACUGAGAAGGGUCCUUGCAGGAAUUGAUGAGAGAUUUGGCGAUUGAGGUCUUGCCGGUGCCAGGCGGACCCCAGAAGAUGAUGGAAGGGAGGCGAUUGCACUCGACGGCGGAGCGGAGGAGAGAAGCAGGAGAGAGGAGAUGGUCUUGACCUACGACGUCGUCGAGAGUGCGAGGACGCAUACGCUCCGAUAGCGGCUGGUGUUGGCGGUGGCUGGAUGAUGACAGCUUGACGCGCUUGUUGGGAUCAUCACCGACGAUGGGAUUUAGGGUUUUGGAAUUGGGGCGGAGGAAGCGGUCGAGUUUGGGCUGCGACGUGGCGGCGGUGCUUUGGUGGGGAGAGCGGUGGGAGAGAAUCCAAUCGGUGGCUUUCUGGAUGGAAUCUCCGCCGGUGGCCGUUAAAGCUUCGGCGGCCAAAUCGCUGGGGAAACCCAUGCUCACUAGCUGCUCCAUCUUCCACUUCUACUGUGGGGAAACAGCAAAAGCUGCUGUGUUAGUAUAAUUAGCAGUUUAACUUUAACUUAACUUAAAAAAGAAGAAGACCAAAGCCAGACUUAAUUUUAUUAUAAAAUGUAACAUUGAUUUUGAAAAUUCAUGGAAAAGGAGUUUUCA